CGAAUUGUUCUUUAAACUUGUUUUACUUGUUUAUAAUAUCUUGUGUUUUGUGAGUGUGGCAAUUUAUGGGACGAUCACGUGAGAACGUCAUUUCUGUGACUAGCAAGUGAAGUUUGUACAACCUACCGCACAAUAACAAUAUGCUAACGCCAAGCUUGAUCACCUGUCACAACCGAGCUAUUCUUACCGUGCUUCAGCGACACUACACAACGACUUCUCAACUUCCCAACAUUUUGAACUGGAUUAGGCAGGGUGACCAUAUAAAAACAAAAGAUGAACCGUUGUAUGAUGGGCACAUUCCCAUUAACAUAUUGCAAAGAGCUAUUCUUUCCGUAGGAUCCAGCAUUAUGGCACUAACAGACCCAGCAAGAGGAGACAUGAUCGCUGUUAAUGGGGAAAGUUCUGGCCAUUUUGCUCUAAUGGGAAUGCAUAAGAAAAUGCUAGAAAAUGAAGAAGGUCAAGAAAUCCUCAAAGAUAGGCCAAGAAUAAACUCAAGCUCAAUAGACCUUGAGAAGCUUAAGUGUUACCCAGAUGGAACUUUAGGAAGAGAAUAUACAAAAUUUCUUGAAGUUAAUAACGUCAGCCCUGAUACAAGAUUGCCUGUCCGCUUUGUUGACGACGCUGACUUGGCUUACGUGAUGCAGCGCUACCGAGAAACACACGAUCUUGUCCACACCAUCCUUGGUUGUCCGACUAACAUGUUAGGGGAAGUUGCAGUCAAGUGGGUUGAAGCGUUGCAAACGGGAUUGCCUAUGUGCAUUGGAGGGGCCGUGUUCGGUCCCGUCCGCUUGAAACCGAAGAACCGGUCGACUUAUCUGAACGAGUACUUACCGUGGGCCAUACGAGUGGGUUCGAACAGCACCUUUCUAAUGAACGUGUACUACGAACGACGUUGGGAACAAGAUAUCGCAGAAUUACGUGACGAAUUGAAAAUCGAAACUCCACCUGUAAUUUUAAAGUCUCAGCGCCCUGUAGAGAACGUGUUCGUAGAAGCAGAGACUAAUGGACUGAAGAUGCCACAACUCGACUCGACGCCGAUCGCAAUGUAAGCUAAAUAGCUAAAAAACAGGGACGCCUUUUACUCAAUAAUUUUUCGUCCUCCUGUUCCUCUUAAUUUCCUUGAUUGGUUCUUCUUCGCUCCCACUUGGUCUUUUUCAUUUUGUCUGAUGGAACAUUCUGUCCACUCGUAGGCUUUCAUUUUGGUAGCAAAGAGAAUAGAAUUGGCUAACACAAUAACCCGCUGAUUGAAUACAUACUUAUGUAUAGAAUGCGCGCCCUAAAUGAACAUACAGAUCUAUAUGGGGAGAAAGCGUAAAAGAGA
This is a messenger RNA of Daphnia magna, 1321 nucleotides long. It is a transcript of the gene Coq4, whose product is annotated as ubiquinone biosynthesis protein COQ4 homolog, mitochondrial. Gene Ontology annotation, cellular component: mitochondrial inner membrane; mitochondrion. The record is from RefSeq and is a predicted model, not a curated record. NCBI's taxonomy places the organism in Eukaryota, Metazoa, Arthropoda, Branchiopoda, Diplostraca, Daphniidae. Gene Ontology annotation, biological process: ubiquinone biosynthetic process. The coding region runs from base 141 to 1049 and encodes 302 amino acids. The transcript is spliced from 7 exons.